Paramecium sonneborni is the source of this 923-nucleotide messenger RNA. The record is from the annotation of a GenBank genome assembly. Lineage: Eukaryota; Ciliophora; Oligohymenophorea; Peniculida; Parameciidae.
AUGAAUUAAGAUAUAGUCAUUAAAACAGAAAUAAUCAAGCAUGGUUUAGAAAAAAUGCUUCUUUAUAUUCUUUAAUUGGAAUAAGAAUAAUAUCAGAAUCAGAGCAUAUUCUAAACAAAAAUAGAACAACUUGGCAUAUAAACAAUAUUUGUUUUAGCUAAUCAAAAAUUGAAGAUUUAGAAUUAGAAUGUAAUCAUUAAAUCCUUAUCAAAUAAUCUUGAGAAAUCAACUGAUGAUAUCUAUGUAAUAUAUUCUAAAUUAUGAUAUGUAGUAAGAAUUAUACUUAAAUAAGAAAAAUGUAGCAUUAAUAAUCACAAAAUCAAAUAAAAACGAUAUUUACCUACUCUUUUAUUCUUAUAUGAUUUUGAAAGAGAAUAAAAAUGAAAUAUGGAUCACUAGAUAAGUAAUAAGUUUCUUAGUAAAUAGAAUAUUUCACAAGAGCAGCGUUAAUUAUAUUAUGAUUUAAUCGUAAAAAUUCAACCAGAUUCUUGUUUCUUUGAAAGUUAAUUCAUAAAUACAAAUAUUAGAUAGAAACCUAUUGAGAAUAUUAGUUAAAUAAUUGAUUAAUAAAAACCUGAAUAAAUGGAAGAUUUAAAUCCACCUCAAUUAGAUGAUACAAUAACGAAUUUAUCAAAAGAACAGUAACCGGUAUAAAACUAAUUUAAAUUAUAAAAUUUAUUUUUAGAGACAAAUAUCAUUGUUUUUUAAGGAUAGAAAUAAAUUAAGUUAAAUGAAAUUAAUUAAGAUAGUAAAAAUAAUGAUAUUAAUUUAGAUAAUGAUAAUAACAAUAAUUUAGGGAUAUAAAUAUAAGACUCAUAUGAUUAAUUAUAACCUCCACCAGAAUAAGAAGAAUCUAUUAGGGAAUUUCCUCCAAAAAAUCCAUUCUAAUUUUUUUCAAAAUAUUAACAGAUAAAAUGUUGAAG